Molecule: messenger RNA, 615 nt
Organism: Striga asiatica
Lineage: Eukaryota; Viridiplantae; Streptophyta; Magnoliopsida; Lamiales; Orobanchaceae
Source: the annotation of a GenBank genome assembly
AUGACAUCAAACAAGUAUUGGGUAAACGGCCCUCGCAAAUUAAUCGAUCUUGUAAUUCAUAAUCCCAAGAUAACAAAGAAUAAUAGUUAUGGGAAAACUUAUCACAUUGCCAUGACAGCCUCAGACGAUCCUUACAGCAAAUGGCAGAGCCGUAUAAUGCCUUGGGCCUUCGUUCAGUGGCUGAAGUUGUCCAAAAUUGAAGAAGAUUAUAUAUUGAUGGCUGAACCCGACCACAUAUUUCUAAAGCCGCUGCCUAAUUUGGCCUAUGAAGACUAUCCUGCCAGAUACCCGUUUUUCUACAUCAAGCCUGACCAGCAUGCAAAUCUCAUUCGGAAGUUCUAUCCGGAGGAGAUGGGCCCGCUAACAAACAUUGAUCCUAUUGGAAAUUCUCCAGUUAUAAUUAAAAAGCAUUUGCCUCGUCAGCAUGACCAAUGCACCUCCUCCUUGCAUGAAGACAAACAGCAUGCAGCAGCUCGUGAGGAUUUUAGUACAGAAGGUACAAAGGCCAGCUGCAAUGGUAUAACGGCUCUCUCACUCCAGUCUCCAUCCAUGCAGCCACGUGGACGGCUCAGAUUAACCACAGCUAAUGAAGAGAAGAAGGAUCCAGAUCCUUAG